UUGCCCACCCUGAAAGUCUGGUUGUGACAGUGAAGUCGGCGUCCCUUUGGAGCAUCUCUGAAAUAAAAUCUGACUUCAGAAUAAAACGUGAAUUCCAGGAUUAUUCGUAUCUCUCUGGUAAAAAGGUUGAAAGUACCGGGGUCAGACAUAAAGGUAGGCAGGAUGUGGCGGGAUUCACUCGGAAGAUGGAGAGUGUCUUCCUUAGGUGUCAUGCUUCUGCUAGCCUCCUUCACAUUUAACUCUGUUGUGGUUGCUGAAGAUGAUUCGAUGGGACCAGUGUUUGUAAAAGAACCGCCAAACCGAGUGGAUUUCUCAAAUGGUACGGGAGCAGUUAUUGAAUGCCAAGCAAGAGGAAAUCCUCAACCGGACAUAAUAUGGGUGCGGGCAGACGGAACUGCCGUAGGAGACGUUCCCGGCUUACGUCAAGUUUUGCCGAAUGGGAACUUGGUCUUCCCUCCAUUCCGUGCAGAAGAUUAUCGUCAAGAAGUUCACGCUCAGGUUUACAUCUGUCUUGCCAAGUCCACCGUUGGAUCUGUGCACAGUCGUGAUGUCAAUGUUCGAGCCGUUGUUUUGCAGUUCUACGUUACAGAAGCUGAGAAUGAGUACGUGAUUCGUGCUAAUAGCGCGAUUAUGAAAUGCAAAAUGCCGAGUUUCGUAUCGGAGUUCAUCUACGUGGAUCAGUGGGUGGAUAGCGAUGGUGCUAUUUACAUACCUAGCAGGGAAUAUGGUACGAAGUAUGUGAUUCUUAAUUUCAGUUUGCAUUUUAGAGAGGUUCACCCAGAAAACAAUCAUUUCAACUAUAUGUGUCGGACUGGAAUGCACCUGUCAAGUGAACAAAGAAUUUCACAGCUACGAGGUCGCCUAACAGUAACUGAACCCGUGGGGAGUAAAGGUCCGGCGCUUGCCGCCGACGCAAAACUCUCCCUGUUGCUCAGAAGAACAGGCACAGACAUCAGUCUUCAGUGUAAUGCACAGGCACAUCCCAUUCCCGUAAACAGGUGGUACAAAUUCAUUGAAGGAACGUCUCGUCGGCAGCCUGUGCAGCUGAAUGAGCGGGUUAGACAAGUCAGCGGUACUCUUAUAAUCAGAGAAGCUCGAGUUGAAGAUUCAGGAAAAUAUCUUUGUAUUGUGAAUAACUCCGUCGGCGGGGAAAGUGUAGAAACGGUUUUGACGGUAACUGCACCACUUUCUGCAGAAAUUGAACCAAGAGUUCAAACUAUUGACUUCGGUAGACCCGCCACUUUUACUUGUAACGUUAAAGGAAAUCCUGUAAAAACUAUUUCUUGGCUGAAAGAUGGAAAACCUCUUGGACAUGAAGAACAGACACUUAGAAUUGAAAGCGUCAAGAAGGAGGACAAGGGAAUGUACCAGUGCUUUAUCAGAAAUGACCAAGAAAGUGCACAAGCAACAACGGAACUGAAGCUUGGAGGAAGGUUUGAACCGCCUCAAAUUCGUCAAGCAUUUUCUGAAGAAACCCUUCAACCCGGACCCAGUGUAUUUUUAAAGUGCGUAGCUAGUGGAAAUCCAACUCCUGAGAUUACGUGGGAAUUAGAUGGAAAACGCUUGUCGAACACAGAUAGACUUCAGGUUGGUCAGUACGUGACUGUAAAUGGCGAUGUCGUAUCAAACUUGAACAUUUCCAGCAUUCAUACCAAUGACGGCGGACUAUACAAGUGCAUUGCAGCUUCCAAGGUGGGUGCAGCAGAGCACUCUGCACGUUUAAACGUGUACGGCUUACCAUUCAUUCGACACAUGGACAAGAAAGCUAUCGUCGCUGGUGAAACGCUACGUGUUACAUGUCCAGUCGCUGGUUAUCCGAUAGAGAGCAUCAUCUGGGAACGAGACACCAGGGUGCUUCCUAUCAACAGAAAGCAGAAGGUUUUUCCUAACGGAACAUUAAUCAUCGAAAACGUAGAGCGGCAAAGCGAUCAGGCAACAUAUACAUGCGUCGCUCGCAAUGCACAAGGAUACAGUGCAAGAGGAAUGCUCGAAGUACAAAUCAUGGUCGCUCCGCAGAUACUGCCUUUCUCAUUUGGAAAAGAACCGGCCAAUAGUGGGGACUUAGUAUCGGUAACAUGUUCGGCAAUAAAGGGAGACCUUCCGUUAGAGAUCACCUGGGCUUUUAACGGAACAUCAAUCGAGAACCAUCAAGAUACAGGGAUGGUGGUUGCUAGCACAAACCGAAAAAACAGCGUUCUAAGCAUAGAGUCAGUGAUGGCUAGACAUGCCGGACGAUACACGUGUAUGGCGUCCAAUGUUGCUGGUACUGCAGCCCACUCCACGAUUUUAUCUGUCAAUGUACCUCCUCGCUGGAUCCUUGAGCCAACGGAUAAAGCUUUUGCUCAGGGCUCCGAUGCAAGAGUGGAAUGCAAAGCUGACGGUUUUCCCAAGCCUCAAGUAACUUGGAAGAGGGCUGCAGGAGACAUGCCUGGCGAUUACACCGACUUGAAAUUAAAUAAUCCCGACAUAAGCGUUGAGGAUGGAACUUUGUCGAUAAAUAAUAUACAGAAGACAAACGAGGGCUAUUACCUUUGUGAAGCUGUAAAUGGAAUAGGGUCUGGACUUUCAGCCGUGAUACUCUUAUCGGUGCAAGCGCCACCUCACUUUGAAAUCAAACUGCGAAAUCAGACUGCUCGCCGAGGAGAACCAGCCGUAUUGCAAUGCGAAGCGCAAGGAGAAAAACCCAUUGGCAUUCUCUGGAAUAUGAAUAACAAAAGAUUGGACCCUAAAAGCGACUCGCGUUACACGAUUCGAGAAGAGAUACUGGCUAAUGGCGUUUUGUCUGAUUUAAGUAUUAAGAGGACAGAGAGAAGCGAUUCUGCACUUUUCACCUGCGUUGCUACAAAUGCAUUCGGCAGCGAUGACACGAGUAUCAAUAUGAUUGUUCAAGAGGUUCCCGAAGUUCCCUAUGGUUUAAAAGUUUUGGAUAAAUCUGGACGAUCAGUGCAACUUUCGUGGGCAGCACCUUACGACGGAAACAGUUUAAUCAAGCGAUACGUUAUUGAAUAUAAAAUCAGUAAGGGUUCCUGGGAAAGUGAUAUUGAUAGAGUAGUAGUUCCAGGAUCUCAGCAGAAUGUUGCCGGUGUUUUUAAUCUUAAACCAGCUACUACGUAUCAUCUGAGAAUAGUUGCUGAAAAUGAAAUUGGAACUUCGGAUCCGUCGGACACCGUAACAAUUAUCACGGCUGAAGAAGUUCCUUCUGGUCCACCAAGCUCCGUCAGAGUUGAAGCUCUUGAUCAGCAUACCCUAAAAGUAACAUGGAAACCACCUACGCGUGAAGACUGGAAUGGAGAAAUAUUGGGUUAUUAUGUGGGGUAUAGACUCUCAUCUUCUGAAAAACCUUACAUGUUUGAGACGGUUGAAUUUUCGAAGGAAGACGGAAAAGAACAUCACUUGCAAAUAACGAAUCUUAAAACUUAUACACAGUAUAGUGUUGUGGUUCAAGCUUUCAACAAAGUUGGCUCAGGUCCCAUGAGUGAGGAAAAAAGACAGCAUACAGCGGAAGGCGUACCAGAGCAACCACCACAUGAUACUACGUGCACGACCCUUACAUCACAAACAAUUAGAGUUUCAUGGUCUUCGCCACCACUGAGUGCUGCUAAUGGUGUUAUUACUGGAUACAAGAUCAUCUACGGACCAUCUGAGUUGUGGUAUGACGAAAAUACAAAGGACACCAAAAUCACCUCUUCUAGUGAAACAAUACUGCACGGCCUCAAGAAGUAUACGAACUACAGUAUGCAAAUCCUAGCCUUUACUUCAGGUGGUGAUGGAGUAAAAUCAGCACCGAUCCAUUGUCAGACUGAGCAAGACGCCCCGGAAGCACCAAUGGCAAUUAAAGCACUAGUUAUGUCAGCUGAAUCUAUCCUUGUCUCUUGGAGACCUCCCACUCAGCCUAAUGGAGUGAUUUCACAGUACACAGUUUAUACCAAAUCUGAUGAUUCCGAACAACCUAUGAGCCAGAAAGUACCACCAAACCAGUUGACGCAUGAGGCCACUAAGUUGAGUGAUAAACUUAGAUAUGAUUUCUGGGUCACCGCGAGUACGAACAUCGGAGAAGGACAAGCAUCGAAAAUUGUAACACUUUCUCCAAGCAUUAGUGUUCCCGCCAAAAUCGCAUCGUUCGAUGAUAAAUUCACAGCCACAUACAAAGAGGAUGUCAAGCUUCCUUGUCUAGCGGUUGGUGUUCCCGCUCCCGAAGUUAAGUGGAAUCGAGGAGGCGACGCAGUUCAACCAAAUGAUAGGCUACGACAAUUACCCGAAGGAUCUCUUUUCUUGAAGGAAGUAGACAGAGAAGACGCUGGAGAAUACUCGUGCUAUGUUGAAAAUUCGUUUGGACAUGACACUGUUACGCAUCAGUUAAUAGUCAACGCUCCUCCACAACCACCACAAGUUCAACUGACCGCUACUACAACGAACUCCUUAACGUUGAAACUUCGUCCGCUUUCUGGCGAUAAAGCGCCUAUUCACGGAUACACAAUCCACUACAAGUUAGAAUUUGGUGAAUGGGAAACUAUUCAAAUUGGUUCAAAUACACAAAAAUACACACUGGAAAAUCUCUUAUGCGGGUCCAGGUACCAGGUAUACGUUACAGCGUACAAUGGAAUUGGAACAGGAAAGCCUUCAGAUAUUCUGAAUAUUCGCACUAAGGGGCAAAAACCUGGUGUACCAGAAGCGACAAGGUUUAUCGAAGUAUCGACGAACAGCAUCACUCUACAUCUUAAUGCGUGGUCUGAUGGCGGAUGCCCAAUGCUCUACUUUGUUGUUGAGCACAAGAAGAAAAAUCAACAGGAAUGGAAUCAAGUUUCCAACAGCGUAAAACCUGGAGGCAACUUCGUUGUUCUUGAUUUAGAACCCGCGACUUGGUAUCAACUCCGAGUGACGGCCAAUAACAAUGCUGGCUUUCAAGUUGGCGAAUUCGACUUUGCAACUCUAACUGUAACAGGAGGCACCAUUGCACCGGCUCGCGAAAUUCCUGACGUGAUCAACGGAAGCAACGAAGAUCCAAUGAAAAUAUUUAUGUCCAACUUGAAUCUGGUUGUGCCCGUUGUCGCGGCGGUACUUGUUAUUAUUGUUGCCGUCAUCGUGAUCUGUGUCCUCAAAGGAAAAGGUCAUGGAAAUGAAAAAGAUGACGUGGUCUAUCAGCAAACUGGCGUGGUUGGAGCAACGUUGGAUAAAAGAAGACCGGAUCUUCGAGAUGAGCUCGGCUACAUCGCACCACCGAAUCGGAAACUUCCUCCGGUUCCUGGAUCAAAUUACAAUACGUGUGAUCGUAUCAAGCGAGGUGGGCCUGGCUCAAUAAGGAGUCACUCAACAUGGGAUCCGAGGAGACACAUGUACGAGGAAUUGAGUCACUAUCCACCAAAUAGAAGAUGUCCACCGCCACCAACGCGUAUGGGCAGUACAGACGCCUUAGCUCGUAAAGGCAUGGAGGACGAAAUUUGCCCGUACGCAACGUUCCAUCUCCUUGGAUUCCGUGAGGAAAUGGAUCCUAGUAAGGCUAUGCAGUUUCAGACUUUUCCGCAUCCAGGUAAUGGACAUUCUGGAACCAUGGGACCUCCAGUAGGACAUCCCACAAACGCAUCAGCACAUAGCCGAUCUGGUUCACAAUCUAUGCCCAGACAAAAUGGCGGACGUUAUUCUCGAGUUCCAUCUCAAGGCGGCAGCAUGCAGACCAAUGUCUUCUCACCAGAAUAUGACGAUCCGGCAAAUUGUGCACCCGAGGAAGAUCAGUACGGCUCUCAAUAUGGACAAUAUGGUGCUCCCUACGAUCACUAUGGCUCUCGUGGAUCUGUAGGUCGCCGCAGUGUAGGGUCAGCCCGCAACCUUCCCAUGUCAAAUUCACCGGAGCCGCCACCACCACCACCCAGAAAUCACGACCCUAACAACUCUAACUUCAAUGACAGCAAAGAAAGCAAUGAGAUAAGUGAAGCGGAGUGCGAUCGAGACCAACUAAUCAAUCGCAGCUACGGUGUGAAUACUCGCACCAAAGAUGGCAUGUCGACCGAGGAGAUGCGAAAGCUCAUUGAAAGAAAUGAAGCACCCACCCGGCAAACCAGCGCCCCCCUCGGUACCCACGGGGGACUCCUCACACCCUACGAUACUGUGGCAGUGUAAUCUGUAAAUCAUUGUCCGUCUUCCACCUUGACCAAUGAAACAAAAUGCCAUUUUUACUCGACUCGCGUACUAACGUCAAUCGAUUCCGAUCGAAAGCUCAGGAUGGUCACAAAAAGCAUGCGCGUACAAUGAUGUACUCACCAUUGUUUUCUAGUACUGUAGCCACAGUAUGGAUGCAACGAUUUAAGUUUAAGUUAUGUCACCGACAUGUGUAUUUGGUUAUUUAUAUAAGUUAUUUAUUGUGAAACAGAGUUCUUGUUUUAAACAGACACGCAAAACGUAUGCAGUUGGCCCUUUCGGUGUCCUUUACUCGCACUCGUUGCCGGAAUUGUAGAAUUCUCUCUACUAAGAAUCUUCCGAGAUCGAGCUAUAAACUUCUUUAAAAAAGCUUAACUUUUUCUUAAGUUAAAUCUCGAAGUUGAAAUCUAUUUUUUUUUUAAAGAGCUACAUCAAAAAGAGUUCAAAGAGAAGAACACUUUUCAUCCGAAACUGCCCCAGUCCUCUUUUUUCGUAGUCUUUUUCAGUUUUAGUCACUCAUGUUUAAACAAUGAGGAUGGUUCAUUCUAUUCUUUCAAUGUCUGUGAUGUGAUCAGCGAUGGGUUAAAUGGUCCGGUACUACUUGCUCAAAAUCUCCUUGUGAAUUAGUUCACUUCUAUUAUUCCACUAAAUAUAAAAAAAUUAAAUGGAACGGAAUUGGCAGAAUGAAAAUUAAAAGGCUGAUGUGAAAUGCUUUCUCGUUUGGAUUCUAUCAACCUUAAUCAUCUUCAGCAGAACUGAGAUAGCAAAUAUUUAGUUUAAUAUUAUUUAGCACAUGCAAAGUCAAGUGUGGAACUAAACUCGUGAUCUGAUUUGCAAUGUCCAAGAAACAGAGUAUUAUACACACGGCAGGGUUGAGAUUCGAAAGGGAUUGCGUGUUGCGAUUGAAAAGAUAUGGUAGAAAUAGAGUCGAGUAGAUUUGAUGAUCCAAAUAUUUAACAUCAUCUUGAAUAUCCUGCUGUACUACAUUCUUAAAGACAAUUUUCUCUUUUAUUACAACGAACAAAAACUAAUAGUUUGAAAACAUCUUUGACGUAAUCCCACAAUUUAUUUAUUUUCUACAGUAAUUGUGUGUAAUUUCUGAAGGAACUAAUUAAAUAUGUAGUACGGCUGCAAGGUUUUCAAGAAUAUGGUGUUACUGACAAAUUAGAAGUCAAGCAAAUUCGCAUUGAUUUCCUUCAAUUUCUUUGUGGCAGAAAAGUGCAAAGUUUCGCUCAGUUUCUAUUCAAUGAUGGUUGUGUCGCACUGCCGCAUUCUGUAGGCAAACUUUUUAUAAUUUUGUAAUGAAGGUUGUGUCUCCGACGAAUGAUGAGAAAAACAAGAAUCUAUGGCGUGAUAGGAAAGAUCUCCUCAAUGUCUGCCUCGUUAUGGUUCAAGAUGAAGGCACGAAGUUGUAAUAAAGAUAUCACGGUUGCGGUCGAUUUCGCCGCUAAUGCAAAGAAUUAGCAAGUAAACGUAGAUAGUUAAGAACAAUCGAACAGAAGGUUGCGAGUUCGUAUUACCACGAUGCCUGCAAGAAAAAUAGAGGCACAAAAUCGUUCAAGUAUCCAAAUCAAUUUUUUGGGUGAAAUACAAAAUGAGCCGCAGGCAUAAUUAGUAGUACAAGGCUUAUAGCUCGUUUUUACAAUGAUAUUACUUCUAGGCUAUAAAGUAUACUGUAGAUGUGACAUUUGUUUAUAUGCCAUGAGUCGAUCAGCAGUCAUCUUCCCCAGCGUCUGAUAAAGAAAGCGACAUACCACGUGACCGCCUGACAUUGAUUUUCUCCCAUAUUAAAAAGUAUAAGAGAAACAUCAUUUGUUAUACUUUCUAUUAAUGUAAUAUCUAUAUCCGGUGAGGAAAAUGAUUGAAUUACCUUGAAAAUAAUGCAUUAUUUAUUGUACUAUAAUUAUUACUACAACUUGAUUCUAAGCUCAUUUAGAAUAGUACUUGAACAACUUUUUCAACAUAUUUCUUCAGUAGACUCAUUUUGGAGAAAAUUAAGAGAGGAAAUUAAUGUCCAGCCAUGUGUGAACUUUGAAGAAAGUAUUUGAUAAAUGAAAUAGGUAUGAAAUCAUUAGAAAAGUUGCGAAUUUCACUGUGUCGCUGCAACGCGCCCUCUGUCAUCGAUGUGAUUUUAAUGCUGCGCAAAUGUUUGUGUCUCGUAUACGUGUUAAAUUGUGCUGUUAGAUAUAGCCAUACAACUUAAAUAAGGCUCCGUAAGCUUUUCGCUUCUGGCGUCAAAUCUAAAGAAAUAAACAAAAGCACACGAUUAACCUUAAAGAAUUAAGCAUAGUCAAAUAGAAAUUAAAACAAAAGUAUAAAAUAUACCCAGCCGACUUUACUCGUAAAUUGAUAAGUACAAUUUUAGUUUAGAAAAUUUCCGUAUGAUUAACCGUAAUAUCACACACACACAUAUAUAUAAAGCGGCACUUUGACGUCCUGAAACAAGCAUUGUAACGAGCUUAAAGAAUCCUUGAAAAUUAAAAGUAAAAAAUGUCUAAUCGAUGCUACAUCACUGCACUACCGUUCGGUCGACUUUUGUGAAACUUUUCGUCUCUUAAUUAAACUCGUUGAGUAACGAUAAGAGCAUUUUUAAAAGAAAACUCAGACUGAGCUUAUGUAAAAGGAUCGAUUUUUCACACCUCUAGGACAAUUAAACAUUUUUAAGAGUCUGCGGUUUUUUUCUAAAUCAUUGUUUUCUUAUUGGAAUAAAUGUGGCGAAAACAGUCACUAUAACUAUGCUAGUAAUUACUUGCAUCGACGCAAAGAAGAAAGAAAAAUAAGUUUUGAAAUCAUUUCUGUAGGGAAGAUGUUCGACUUUAAUUUUGGCUUUAUUCGAAUUUUGUGUAGAGAAUAAAUGGUUAGUAUUGCGUAAUUAAAGUGGUUUGUAUUUCUGUAAUUCGACUAAGCCUUCCCAAAGUUCGUUGCAAUGUCGUAUGGUAUUCGAAAAUAAUUCGAAAUAAUGUAUAAUUGCGUGAUACUAGCGAAUAUUGAUUAAUGUAAUCUUGAUAAACGAAAUUGCCGCUUUAAAGUGACUUUAGAGGUAACGGUAAUGAGAAUCGGUUACACUGUCAACCAGUAAUUUAUACAUAUAUAGCUUCUUAAACUGCUUAUUGCAUAAUCGUGCGAUUUAAUAAGAAAACAAAAAUAAGUAAUUUGUUACUUUCCGUAUGUGAUAACGGAAGACCGCUUUGUUUAUUUGUUUUUACUGAAAGUUUUUGGUGUAUAUCGUCCACGUAAUUGUGUAUGUAUAGCUUUAUGUACAAUUUAAUCUGACUUGAUAAACCAGCUCGUACUCACUGUCAAUACUUUGUUUUAUACCAAAGUUUUCUCAUUUCAUGUUGAAUAAAUCAAAUCUAAACCCAAUAA
Molecule: messenger RNA, 9498 nt
Organism: Belonocnema kinseyi
Lineage: Eukaryota; Metazoa; Arthropoda; Insecta; Hymenoptera; Cynipidae
Gene: Dscam1
Product: Down syndrome cell adhesion molecule-like protein Dscam2
Exons: 34
Coding region: 163-6114 (1983 amino acids)
Biological process (GO): homophilic cell-cell adhesion; dendrite self-avoidance; axon guidance
Cellular component (GO): plasma membrane; axon
Molecular function (GO): cell-cell adhesion mediator activity
Source: RefSeq, a predicted model, not a curated record